CCGCGCUGCGAUGACCCGCUGACCGCGGCCAUGCAGCCUUGACGGGGCGCGGGACAGUCGCGGGGCGCGCCCUCCUGGGAAGGACAGCGGACGCGGGCAGCAGGACUUCACCGCCGACUCCAGCCCAGCUGGGAGCGACCCUUUGACCAUGGAGCCCGUGACCAAGUGGAGCCCCAAACAAGUGGUGGACUGGACUCGAGGGUUAGAUGACUGCCUGCAGCAGUACGUCCACAACUUUGAGCGGGAGAAGAUCAAUGGGGAGCAGCUGCUUCGAAUCGCCCAUCAGGAUCUCGAGGAGCUGGGCGUCACGCGAAUCGGACACCAGGAGCUUGUGUUGGAGGCUGUCGACCUUCUCUGUGCACUGAAUUAUGGCCUUGAAACCGACAACAUGAAGAACUUGGUUCUGAAAUUGCGAGCGUCUUCCCACAACUUACAGAAUUACAUAAGUAGCCGGCGGAAAAGUCCAGCUUAUGACGGGAACACGUCCCAUAAGCCCCCCAACGAGUUCCUGACUUCUGUGGUGGAGCUCAUAGGCGCUGCCAAGGCCUUGUUGUCUUGGCUGGACCGGGCCCCAUUCACAGGGAUCACCGAUUUCUCAGUCACGAAGAACAAAAUCAUUCAGCUGUGCUUGGAUCUGACCACUACAGUCCAGAAGGAUUGUCUUGUAGCAGAAAUGGAGGACAACGUUCUCACCGUGGUCAAGGUUUUAAAUGGCAUCUGUGACAAAAUAAUCCGCUCUACCACGGACCCUGUCAUGAGCCAGUGUGCGUGCCUGGAGGAAGUCCACCUGCCGAACAUCAAGCCCGGGGAAGGCCUGGGCAUGUACAUCAAGUCAACCUAUGACGGAUUGCACGUGAUUACGGGAACCACAGAGAACUCUCCUGCGGACCGAUGUCAGAAGAUUCAUGCCGGCGAUGAAGUCAUUCAGGUGAAUCGGCAAACUGUGGUGGGAUGGCAGCUGAAAAACCUGGUGAGAAAAUUGAGAGAGAAUCCCACAGGAGUGGUGCUGCUGCUCAAGAAGCGCCCCACGGGCUCUUUCAACUUCACUCCCGCGCCCCUGAAGAACCUGCGGUGGAGGCCGCCUCUCGUGCAGACCUCGCCUCCGCCCACCACGUCCCAGUCCCCUGGCAGCACCAUGGACACCUCGCAGAAGGAGAAGCCGGCCAUCCUGGAGCUUUACAUCCCCCCGCCGCCCGCCGUGCCCUACUCCCCCCGGGACGAGAAGGGGAGUUUUGUUUACGGAGGACUCAGCAAGUGUAAGCGGCCAGCGCCUGGUCCCAAGGGCUCCGAGUCCCCGAAUUCCUUCCUGGACCAGGAGAGCAGAAGGCGGAGGUUCACCAUUACCGACCCCGACCAGUUGCCGGGGCACCCCGUGGAAACCAGCAUCCUGCCCGCGAAGAUGCGGCAGAAAACGCCGUCGUAUGGCAAGCCCCGGCCUUUGUCCAUGCCUGCGGAUGGGAGCUGGAUGGGGAUCGUGGACCCUUUUGCCAGACCUCGAAGUCAUGGGAAGAAAGGCGAGGACGUCCUUUGCCGGUAUUUCAGUAAUGAACGGAUCCCCCCGAUCAUCGAAGAAAGCGCCUCUCCCCCGUACCGGUUCUCCAGGCCCACCACGGAGAGGCAGCUGGUCCGAGGCGCAGACUACAUCCGAGGCAGCAGGUGCUACCUCAGUGGAGAUCUCCAUAGCAGUGCCACCAUCCCGUUCCAGGAGGAAGGGACCAAAAAGAAAGUGUCCUCCGGGGCCAAGUCCUCGUCUGCAGAGCCCUCCCUGCUGGUCAGCUGGUUCACGCGCCUGAAACUGUUGACUCACUGAGCCCUGCCCUCCCCGACUCCCCGCUGCUCCCAAGUGCCUUCCUUCCUCAGCGGACGACCCGUUCUGACUUUCUUGCACAGUAUUAUGUAGACACCUUUUGCAAGUUCAUUAUUUUAUUUUUGGGAAAGUUGUCUGCCGCCCCUCUUGGAAUGUUGAAGUAAGUGGGUGGAGGAAAUCCAGAGGGUUCAGGCGCUGGCUUGCGGAGGCAGAAGGAAGAGAUGGGUAGAGCCUGCUUCUCUUGCUUCCAGGGAGACACUGCAGGCCGCAGCCUCCGCCGGGAACGUUAGGGGCAGGCGGAGGACCUGGGUGUUGCUCAUUUUGGGGGCGGGAUGAAAUCGGUGGCCAUUGUCGCACAGAUGGGUUGGUUUGUGGUCCAACUUCUUCACCUGAAACAGCCAGAGGAGAAAACAUUGUGGGCUUGCCUUUUCCAGCUGCGUAUCACAUCUGUAAGUGUAGCGGCUUUGACUUGGAAAGAACGCGUUUGGGGAGUGUGCCCAGCGCAGGGGUCCCAGUGCAGCCGGUUCUCUUGGGUGGUCCCUUUUCCCAGCAGCCUCGGCUUAGGUGGGUUGAUGCAGAAGCACGUCGGGUAGGGCUUAGCACCCGCCAAGCGGCUUUCGGCUCGGAGGGCGCCCUUGCUUAUGUGUCACUGUCCUGGGGAAAAGGCGCUGAGGGUUGGCUGACAGCCGAAGUAUCACUCAGAGAAAGGAGGCAGCGGGACUUAGGUUUGUGAAAGAGACGGCAGUUGGCAUUUUGACCUGUUCGGUUCUGUCUGCCAGAUAGACGGACGGUUCUUCAAUAUUACACGUUUUGCUAAUUAGAAAUAUCUCGGGAAGUCUCACGGUCACAGAUUUUCAAGUAGCAUCAGGCAUUUUGGAAAAGUGCGUCUGGGUAUUAACUCCUGUUUAAACUGAAUGUAUGAUAUUUUGUUAGAAUGGAAAAGUGCUAUCUUGUUAAUUUAAGUGUUUUAAAUAUAGUUGUAUAUUUUUCUUAUUCUUA
Molecule: messenger RNA, 2806 nt
Organism: Miniopterus natalensis
Lineage: Eukaryota; Metazoa; Chordata; Mammalia; Chiroptera; Miniopteridae
Gene: CNKSR3
Product: CNKSR family member 3
Biological process (GO): regulation of signal transduction
Cellular component (GO): cytoplasm; membrane
Molecular function (GO): protein binding
Source: RefSeq, a predicted model, not a curated record